AUGCUUCAACAACAUGAGAUCAAGCAGGACAGACUCAAUUUUGCACUUGACAAACUGUGGGAGAUGGGUUAUAAAAGCGAAAUAGAUUAUCUCUCCCUGAUGGACUAUAAACCUCUUGUCAAGUGUCUGCGAGGAAAGCAGAGGCUCACCGAGCGCGGCUGGAACAAGAUAAGUCACAAGCUCAUCGCAAUCGUGCAAGACAUUCGGGAUGAGGAGAUUCAAUUGCAACGUAUGGAGAAGCUCCGCGAACGGCUUAAAAGCCUGAGAUCUCUCGUCGGAGGUCCAUGGUCUAAAUCCGCGUGGUCCUCAAAGGUCGACUACGAGCCGCGCUUCGAGGAUGUCGUCGUGAUAUUGGAGGUGCAACGCCUCAUCGAAGACCCGACGGAUAUGCAACCAGCGCAGCUUGAAAAGACACUCAGCGCGCUGCUGCCGGUGCUCAGCAAACGCUGGAGUGCGGACGUAAAGCAGCAACUGACAGACCUGCUCGAGCCCUUGGCGAAACCGACAGAAGAGACAAACAUCCUCGCGUCCGCGAUCGCGUUCUUCGCGUGCACCAAAUGCAAUGACCUGGUGCCCCACCAUCUUGUCCUCAGGCAUGACUGUCUACGCUCUGAAUGCCUAUAUCCCAACGAGCCCAGCGACGAAUACCGAUCUGCCGUUGACGAUGCAAUCUGUUGGGAUGCAGGCAAGGGGGCAUGGAGCAUCAGCCGGCUUGCAGCUCCACCUGCUCGUCUCCACACGAAGGUGGCCGCUAUCCUGGCACUCUCAGGCAGGGACCCAUUCCAGGUCACCUGGGAGGACAUGUCGCGCUUGGAUGUUUACGUUACCUACCCACGCCCAAACGGUCGGAUCAUUGUAAAAGUCUGGCAUGAGGCGAUAAAGUAUGAGUGGAAGCGCGAGAAGCGCGGGGAUGCGCCUUGCGUGUUCGACGGGAGGGUGGCUCCGAAAGCUGAACGAGCCAGGAAAAAGCACCUAGAUUGCAGCAAAACGAAGAAGUUCCAAGGGUCGUGCUGUCUACUUGGAUUGCAUGGACAGAAUAUGAGCCGAGCCGCCACCUUACGUCCGUCCUUCACACCUGAUCCUUACAACACGAAACAAUAA
Molecule: messenger RNA, 1101 nt
Organism: Postia placenta MAD-698-R-SB12
Lineage: Eukaryota; Fungi; Basidiomycota; Agaricomycetes; Polyporales; Adustoporiaceae
Exons: 5
Coding region: 1-1101 (366 amino acids)
Source: RefSeq, a predicted model, not a curated record